CCUCGACCCCAUUUAGUCGCCCGGCGUCCUUGCGCUCCAGCCCUUUUCUCAUCGUCGUUCUUCGCCACCUCGAGCGAGCACAAAGGGACGAGCCGCGACGGCUGCUGAACAUCCAACAGCCAUCUUGGGCCCCCUUCGACGUUGGUUGGGCCAGAGGAAGCGACUGUCGCUUUCGAGCCCCUAUCUUUUCUUUUUCCUUUCCUUCUUGGCACUCUGCCUUGCCUCCUGUCACGUCCACGAGCUACCAAACCGACGUAGACGCAGCUCGUCUUCGUCGUAGCAAGCCAUCGGCCACAUGAUGGAGCAGGCCAAGUCGACGCCUCCUCCGGCGGCGAGUGCGAAUGCGCGCAGCUCGCCAUUCGCCUACCAGCAGAAGCUCCUCGAGCGGUCAGCGUCGAGGAGCAGCACCAGCUCCUUCUCGCUCACCAACGCCGGGGAUAAAGGCACGGGUGCGAUUGCAGACCCCAGCACACCGACAGGGGCCACGCGCCUGCACCACUCUGGCUCGAUCAGGACGAGGUUCCCGAUGCCUCACCGGCACACGGCUUCGCUUGACCCGCAGAGGGCGUCGGAGCUGCAGAGGUCACCGGGCGUUGGAUCUACAACGACAUCUCCGCGAGCGGCAGCGGCAGAUGGCCAGUUUGGAUCCACCAACAGCCUCGCCUCGUCCUCCUCGGCCGCCUCGUCGUCGUCCACCAACGCCGCUCGCUCCCCCAGCUUCUCUUCAUCUACGCCCGGCCUCACCUCUCGACAGGGUAAAGGCCUAUCGAUGCCGCCCGCGCCGCGGAACGACGAUCGUCCUUCGUCGCCUACUAAGUUUGCAGGCAGCCCGUUUGCGCGGUCAACGUCGCCCUCCAAGUUCACCAGCUCCUAUGACCGGCCGCCAUUGUCACCCACCAGGAGCCCCACCUCGCCGACGAUGAGGGACGACGCUUCGUGGAUUGGCAGCAACGGCAACUCAUCCCCUCGCAGCGGCGGCGGAGGUCCCAAUGGCAGCUUCUGGAGUUCAUCGUCAAACUCGCACCAUCACACCCCCUCGGCCGUCCAUUUGGGAGGCGUCAGUGAUCUGAAGCGCUCCAGCGUCGGUGCGCUCAAGAUCAUGAGAGACUUCACCACCAAGACCGAUGGCUCUGCUUCCAGCUCGGUCGAUGCUGGCCACACGCGCAUGACUGUCGGCCGUGGAAAGUCGCACCGCACUGCCCUCGACGGACAGGACCUCAACGCCGGCCUUGGUCUCGUCGAAAAAAACGAAGGCAAGCCGAGCCGACCCGGCCGCAUGGAGAGCGAGGACCAGGAGGGCGAGAUUGUCUUGCCGGGCAUCACAACGGGUGCCGAGGAUGUCGCCGGCCUCUCGGGUCGCAUCCGCUUGGCGCGACAGAACGGGCCAGGGACAAUGGCGCUGGGCCGGUCAAGUGCGAUCUCGAGCCUGCCGUACAGCAGCAAAUGGAUGGACACGCAGAGACAUCUCCUCCAGGCCUACGAGUACCUCUGCCACUGCGGAGAGGCAAAGGAGUGGAUGGAGCACAACGUCGGCGAGGAGCUGGGCGCCGUCGUCGACAUGGAAAACGAGAUGCGCGACGGCAUCUUUCUCGCCAAGCUCGCUCGCAAGUUUGAGCCAGAAUGUGUGCCUCGCAUCUUCACCCACCCCAAGCUCCAGUACCGACACACGGACAACACAAACUACUUUUUCCGCUGCCUCGAAAGGGUCGGCUUGCCGCCCUCGUUCAACUUUGAGCUGACGGACCUCUACGAGAAGAAGAAUUUCCCCAAGGUUGUCUACUGCAUCCACGCCCUCAGCCACAUCCUGGCCAGGCAGGGACGCGCCAUCAAGGUGGGCAACCUCGUCGGCAAGCUUGAAUUCUCCGACGAUCAGCUCCAAAAGACACAGAGGGGUCUCGAUGCCGCAGGCGUGGCCAUGCCGAGCUUCGGCGCCGUUGGCAAGACGCUUGCCAAGGAGAUGAACGUCGAGCCCGAACCUGAGCCUGAAACGGAGCAGGAGCGCAUCGACCGGGAGCUGCGAGAAAACGAGGGCUCCGUCAUUGCGCUGCAGAGCAUCGUCCGAGGCUUCCUCGCCCGGCGGAAAUUCGAGCGCAUGUAUGCCGAGGAGAUGCAGAGACGACGCGAACAGGAGGAGAGGCGGCGACGGAUGGAAGAAGAGAGAAGGCGGCGCGAGGAAGAGGAGGCGCGACUCGCUCUCCUUGCUGAACAAGAGCGCCAGGCGCAGCAGAAGGCCGAUGAUGAGCGCAUGCUCGCUGCCAUGGCGCCCAAACUGCAAGCCCGCGUCAGAGGAGCCAUGCUUCGAAAGCGCUUCUACAACGACAUCAGCUCCCUUGACCAGCAUGAAUCGAGCGUCGUCGGCGUCCAGGCUCAUGUCCGAGGUCUGCUCGCCAGACGCGCUCACGAGGAGCGCAUCUUCGCCUUGGCCGACGCCAUCGAGGACAUUAUCAAAAUGCAGAGUGCAUGUCGGGCCGUUCUGGCCAGACGCGCUCUCCUCUCCACAAUUCGUGCUAUGCGAAGCUCGACGGACAGCAUUGUCGGCGUCCAGGCCCAGAUCAGAGGUUUCCUCGCACGGAGGACGCGGCAACAGAUGAGCGCCGCUCUCCAGAGAGUAGAGGUCACACGGUCUGUCGGUGGUCUCCAGAGCUUUGCUAGGGCGGCCCUCGCGCGCAAGAGGCACCAAGAGCAGAGGAAGCAGCUCGACUUCAUCACGCCCGACGUCGUACCCGUCCAGGCACAGAUUCGAGGCGUGUUGCAGCGAAUGGAGUUCCAGUGGUGGCGAUCCUACAUCCACGACAGUGAGCCCGUCGCCAUCCACCUCCAGUCGCUCAUUCGGGGUCUUCUGGCCCGGCGUACCUUCAACAACCGCAUGAGACACUACCGCGAGCACAUGGACAAGGUCGUCAAGAUCCAGAGCCUGUUCCGCGGGAAGCAGCAGGGCGAGCAGUACCGCAGCCUGACUGUGGGCAAGAACGUGCCCGUGGCCACGAUCAAGAACUUUGGUCACCUGCUCAACGACAGUGACCAUGACUUUGAGGACGAGAUCGAGGUUGAGCGGCUCCGGAAGCUCGUGGUGAAGAGCAUCCGUGAGAAUCAGACGUUGGACAAUGACGUAUCGGAGCUCGACACCAAAAUCUCACUCUUGGUUAAGAACAAGAUUGGCAUCGAGGAGCUCAUCAAGGCCAAGAAUGAGCGAGGUCUGCUCCGACACGCCGAGGCUACUGCUGCGGCCACGCUGGCUCGACGCAACUCACUCCUCUCGGCCGCCAGCGACCCGUUCGCCGACGUCAGCCUCGAUCGCCAGACAAAGCGCAAGCUGGAACUGUACCAGGAGCUCUUCUACACGCUCCAGACGAGGCCAGAGUACCUCGCCCGCCUCUUUGCUCGCGUCGGCCGGAUGGAGAUGUCGGACAAGCAGAAGAAGCAGGUCGAGAAAAUUGUUCUGACGCUCUACGGCUAUGCUCAAAAGGCUCGUGAGGAGUAUCUCCUCCUCAAGCUCUUCCAGCGUUGCGUCGCAGAGGAGCUGAGCCUGAUUACCUCGGUGCAAGAAUUCAUGCGAGGAAACGCCCAAUUCAUCAAGCUGGUCCUGCAGUACAACCGUGGAGCCAAGGAGCGAAAGUACCUGCGCGACCUCCUCGCCCCGCUGGUCCAUGGGAUCAUGGAAGACGAUGGCCUAGACCUCGAGACGGACCCCUGUGCAAUCUAUCGUGCGACGAUCAACCAGGAGGAGAUGGAGACUGGCCAGCGAAGCCAGCGACCAAUGGAAGUGAGCUUCCAUGAGGCCCUUGCCGACCCAAUGGCAAGGACAAUCUUCAUUAGACACCUGCAAUCCCUUCGAGGCACCACAGAUGCGUUCCUUUUGCAUAUCACCGGCUCCACGGCCAAGAUGCCUUAUGGCAUCCGGUAUAUUGCCCGCGAGGUCUUCCGAGCUCUGCAAGAGAAGUUCCCCAGCGAGCCCGAGAGCUCGCUUCUCAAGGUCGUUGGCCACCUCGUCUACUAUCGCUACCUCAACCCGGCCAUUGUGGCGCCAGAGGGCUUCGAUGUCAUUGAGAAGCUCGUUGGACCGCUGCAGCGCAAGAAUCUGGCUGAAGUGUCCAAGAUGCUCACCCAGAUUGCCGCCGGCCGACUGUUCAACGACGACAACCCGUACCUGCAACCGCUCAACGACUAUGUCAGGCAGGCCAGCGACCGUUUCCAGAAGUGGUUGCUCAACGUCAUUGAGGUGCCCGACGCCGAGCUGCAAUUUUCAGCAGACGAAUUCCUCGACCACACGGUGCAGCAGCGGCCCGUCAUUUACAUUUCGCCCAAUGAAAUCUACUCGAUGCACCUUCUCGUCGCGGAUCAGAUCGACGCCAUGGCUCCCCUGGCCGAGGACCCACUGCGGACAGUCUUGACCGAGCUCGGGCCGCCACCGGUGUCGCAGACGCAGGAGCUCAACACGGCCCGAGACAGCGAGAUCACGUUUGAGCUCGUCUCGCGAAGAACCUCGCUCAAGGAUCCAGAGGCAGAGACAAAAGCGCUCUUUGUCGAGACGAAGAGAUUUGUCCUGUCGCUGCUCAAGGUCCAGUCUGGCAAGACGCUCGUCGAUGUCUUUGUUGCACCCGUGACGGAGCAAGACGAGAUGGCGUGGGAGGAGAUUGUCUCGCUCGAGGUGGCAGCCGACCGGCAACGGCAACGAGGCCAGCGCCCGCCGGCGCCACCGGGGAUGCCACGCCUCGAAGACGUGCGCCGUAUGUCGUUUGGCGAGCUCAAGGCAAGGACGCUGGAGAACAUGCUGCAGCUCGAGCAGCUCGGCAAGGUCUCGCGCCACAACCAGUACCAAGAAAUGCUCAACGCCAUCGCCAUUGACAUUCGCAACAAGCACCGCAAGCGCAUCCAGCGCCACAACGAAAAGGUAGCCAUGCACACGACCCUCGCCAACCUCAAGGAGAAGAAGAGCUACCUUGAAGAGCAGAUCAACAGCUAUCACAGCUACAUUGACGCCUCGAUGCAGACGAUGCAAAAGAAGGGCAAAAAGAAGUUUGUGCUGCCCUUCAGUCAGCAGUACUUUCACCUGCGCAACCUCAAGGCCAGCGGCAAGGUGCCUAAAUUUGGCUCGUACAAAUACACGGCUGCCAGGCUCUUUGAGAAGGGCGUGCUCCUCUCCAUCGACCAAUUCAACGAGAAGCAGUACGACCAGAUCUCGCUUACGAUCAGCUCCGACGAGCCGGGCCUCUUUACGAUUGACGCCAGCGUCUUGGGCGUGUCGGCUGGCACGUGCGACCUGCGAAUCGAGGAUCUGCUCGAGGCGCAGUUCAGUGGCCAGAGCAGCCUCUCGCUCAUGGACCGGCAGUGCGUCGUGAACCUGAAUCUCUUGAUCCACCUCAUCAACAAGAAAUUCUACGCCUGAAACGACCUUUUCUCCCUCUCUUCUUUGCCUUGCAUCGUCGUUCUGGAUCUUUUUCUCCCUCUUUCUUCACUGUCCAUAAAUUUAUGAGCCGCCGUGUCUUUCUCUCUUCUUACGCGCUCUGUACGACCUUUGUAAUGGAACGAAAUGAACAGUCUUGUUUGCUC
Messenger RNA from Acaromyces ingoldii, 5550 nucleotides. RefSeq lists its product as hypothetical. The record is from RefSeq and is a predicted model, not a curated record. Bases 296 to 5386 code for a protein of 1696 amino acids. The transcript is spliced from 3 exons. Gene Ontology annotation, molecular function: protein binding; GTPase activator activity. Gene Ontology annotation, biological process: regulation of GTPase activity; regulation of actin cytoskeleton organization. NCBI's taxonomy places the organism in Eukaryota, Fungi, Basidiomycota, Exobasidiomycetes, Exobasidiales, Cryptobasidiaceae. Gene Ontology annotation, cellular component: cytoplasm.